AUGGGUGUCCAUGGAUUGAUGACCUACAUUGGAGAAAAUCAUAAUUUUUUUAAUAAUGUCAAGAUACAAAAUACAAAAAUUGUGAUCGAUGGCAAUAGCUUAUUUCAUAGACUUUACUUUGAUUCUGGUCUCGAUCUUCAGUGUGGAGGUGAAUAUGAUUUGUUUACCGACGUCAUCUGCAAAUUUUUUGAGGCCUUGUCUCUCUGUAAUAUUGCGCCAUAUGUAGUGUUUGAUGGUGGAUGCGAUUUCACCGAUAAGAAGUUCGAAACUCUCAAACAGCGGGCCAGGGAAAAAAUCCAAAAAGCACGUGUCAUCUCUAGAGGUGGUGGAGGAAUGCUGCUACCGCUGCUGAACCCUGAAGUUUUUAAACAAGUUUUACUGCAGUUGCAAAUACCUUUCGUCCAAUGUCAUUCAGAAGCAGACCGUGAUAUUGUAACUCUCGCUAAUCAGUGGACCUGCCCUGUUGUGACGUUAGACAGUGACUUCUGUAUCUUUGAUUUGAAGGCUGGUUAUUGUCCUCUCAAUUACUUUAAGUGGCAAGACAUAAUUACUCCAAACGACCAUUCUGGAUCCUACAUUUUGGCCCAAUGUUUCUCCGUUGACAAUUUCUGUAAACAUUUUAAUCUCGUUAACAAAGCCCUACUGCCUCUGUUUGCAGUGUUGAAUGGCAACGAUUACGUGAAUAUACCUCCCUUGGAGACUUUUCUCUCCCGAGUGCAUAUCAAUGCAAAGACAUCUUGUUCAGCAGGAGGGAAAAAUAUGCGGAUUCAAGGGCUUCUGAACUGGCUGUCCAAGUUUUCUGAUCCAAAGGAGGCUAUAGAAAACAUUCUUAAAUGUCUAAAACAAAAUGAACGUGAAGAGAUCCGAAAAAUUCUCUGCUCUCUUAUCGAUGAAUAUACUCAGUCAGAAGUGGAUCUUACAAAGUUCUUUCAAAAUAAAGACUUAAGAGCUCAUGUUCCCAUUGCCUUGGCCAGCAAAGCCCCAGAAUGGAUGUGCCUUGCCCUAAUGAAAGGAGAGUUAGCCCCUUUUCUUAGUGACUGCUUGAUCUUAAAGAGAGCAUUUUUGCACAAUCAGGUGGAGAAUGCUAGCAGACCCAGCAGUAAUAGAUGUUCAUUGUAUAUUCGUCAGGUCAUUUAUGGACUGUUGCUGUGUACCAGCGAGCCUUGUCCUGAUCUAACGUUGGAUUUAUCAAGUAGGGUUUCAGUACAGGCAGGCAUUGGUGAAGAAAGACUCGGCAAAAUGCCUUGUGUGGAUGAAUUUGAUAGAUACGAACAAACACUGAGAAAAUCUAGUGUCCAAGCGGUGCUGAAAACAUUCAACGCAAAUGAAAACUAUUCAUUGCAAAGACUACCUGAGAUUUCUCUGUCAGACAGAAUCAGUUUUCUACUGGACGUUCUGAGCGUGAAACCUGAUGUGCUGGCCUUGCCAGCUCACCUGCAGCUAACAGUUGCUGUGACAUGCUACUGGGUGGUUCAUGCUGAACCCAAAGUGACAUUGCACCAUCUUCAGGCUCUGCUGCUCUGCAUUGUAACUGGAGAACUGAAUAAAAUAAUACACAAACCAGGUAACAGCGGCUCUGAUGAGAAGAGCAUCAGAAUGGUGCAUGACAGACUGUCCCAAGUGAAAGAAAGGAAGCAGCAAAUGUGGAACCUGGAUAUAGAUGUGGCGCACGUGUUCUGUCAGUGGCAGAGCUGCCUUUUAAUGGGAAUCUACCUAAAUCAGCUCCUGUGCAGUGCCCUUCCUGUGCCUGAUAUUACACGCCUCUAUAGUGGGACUUCUGUGCAUCGCUUGCACCAAACACUGAAAUCUACGGUUGCUGCAGAGGAUCUAUUGAAAGGAUCUCUGAUUGCAAGUGAAGUUUAUCAUGAGCUCCUGCACACAGUGAUCAUCACAGUACCAGCAGACUUCUUCCAGACGAAACACAAGUCCAAACACCGGUCUCGAGCCAAAGGGAAUGAAAAACAAACAACUAAUUCCACUGGAUCAUCGAGCAAGGAUAAUCAGAGACAGUGUACCUGGCACGAUACAAAUAAUCGAUUUGCAGCCUUGACAACUGAGAAGUUUUGAUAAAAUCUUUGUUACUUGUAGCAUCAAAAGUUGUUGGAAUUUAAAUGCAAAAGACAUACAACUCACUUUACAGCAUUGUACAAGGAUUUCAUGAGGAUACGUCACCACAGCCCAUCUUGUUUUUAAACUUAAAUAAAAACCGAAAGAACUGUGGAUGCUGUAAAUCAGGAACAAAAACAGAAGUUGCUGGAAUAGUUCUGAGGAAAGGUCACCAGAACCGAAACAUUAACUCUGAUUUUUUUCUUCAUGGAUGCUGCCAGACCUGCUCAGCUUUUCCAACAACUUUUGUUUUUGUUUUUAAACCUCUGAACCAAACACACAACCAGCAAGAGAGUGAGAUAAACUGUGGUUCAUUUGGGUUUUAGUUUUUGCUGUCCAUCCACUGGAGAAUGUAGUCCUAUCUUGAAUUUAGGAUGUCUAAUUCAAUAGAGACCAGGAUUUAGAUCUGGCUGUGCUUAAAUUAGCAGUUGACUGGUUAAGUUUGCAAGUUGCAAUGAGUAAAGAUCCCAACUCUAGACUCUUGAGUUUAAUGAAAGAUUAACUGUCUUUCCACAUUACAGUGCUAGUUUAACAUCUAUUAUUGCAGUAUUUUCAUUUAACGCAAGAUAUAUUUUAGGACCAUAAUGUACAGUAUGUGAGAUAGGCAUCAUCCUUUAUAUGCAGAAGUCACUGAUUUAUGCUGGCAAAUCUCAGGACUAGUACCUAUCCCAAAGUAUAUUUUAUUCAAAGUGCUUUCAUUGUAUGAAUACUAGAUUGUCAUUCCAGCCAAAUUACAUUUUACUGUACAGUCAGUUAAGUCUCAGUUUUCAUUCUGAAUUGACAAAAUUAUUGAAACUGUUAUCUGAUUCUGUCUGGAAAUUGAAUAAAAUUUUGUAAAUGAUGUUUCCUAUA
Messenger RNA from Rhincodon typus (whale shark), 2958 nucleotides. It is a transcript of the gene aste1b, whose product is annotated as asteroid homolog 1b. Lineage: Eukaryota; Metazoa; Chordata; Chondrichthyes; Orectolobiformes; Rhincodontidae. Gene Ontology annotation, molecular function: nuclease activity. The record is from RefSeq and is a predicted model, not a curated record. The transcript is spliced from 4 exons. The coding region runs from base 1 to 2067 and encodes 688 amino acids.